Rotaria socialis is the source of this 2257-nucleotide messenger RNA. The record is from the annotation of a GenBank genome assembly. NCBI's taxonomy places the organism in Eukaryota, Metazoa, Rotifera, Eurotatoria, Philodinida, Philodinidae.
AUAAUAAAACUGGUUUUCAGUUUAAUGCAUCAGCAGGAUCACAGUAUUUUCGAGUUUAUUUUAAAAAACAAAUUCAUAUUGGUCUUGUUCAAGUUUUAACACCAAGAAGCAACGUCAAACAGAUUCGUUUAUCUUAUUUUGAUGAAUAUAAUCAAAUAAUAAAAAAUUCAGAAUUACAAGGAUGGCCAAUAAAUUAUAUCAGUCCGUUCGGUCGAAAAAACAAUGCAUUGGAUAAAUUAUGCCCAAAUUUCAUGUUUUAUGGCAUUCAAGUCGAUCUUUUACAAACAGAUCCUUCCAAUUCACCAGUUCAUAAUGCAACAUUAACAAUUCAUGUUCGAAAUUGUGAUGGAGUAGGCGGACGGAUACCUCCAUGCGCUGAAACAAAUAUAAUGUAUCCACAAAAUUUAGAAACAUAUAAAUUUUUAUCUUCCGGAUGCUCAUCUGAUAUGACGCAAGCUUAUGAAAAUCUUCCUGGUGAAAAUUGUCAAGAAAAAAAUCCAGCAAUUUUAAUCAAGUUUCAACAACCAAAUCUAGCAUAUAUUUCGACAAUUGAGUACCAACGGGAAUAUGGUCAAUAUCCGGGAAAUGUUCGACAAAUUGAGGCAAUAUUUUUUGAUGCUAAUAACUCAAUCAUAUUCGAUGAAAUUACUGGUGAACCAAUACGUUGGAUAUCGUCAGAAAACAAACCAAUUAUUUCGGGUGAUUUUCAAGAUGUUCGUGGUUUAAUAUUGAAAGUAUUAAAAACUGAUAAUGAUACAAAUGCUCAAAGAAUUAGAGUUAUAAUGAAUGGGUGUUAUUCAGCAGUUAAAUUAGGAACUUAUAUCAUCCCUGAGCCAAGAACGACUCGAGUAGGUGUUACUAUUGUGAGUUCAUGUCCAAAUCCAAUUGAUUUGAUGGCAAAUCCUUCAGGUAAAAUACUAUCAAUGACUUUAAAUGGAGAAGUUAUACCCGAUCUAAACUCGAUUUCUUCUGCAUCAUCGGGAUUGACUGCAAAAACGGGCGACAAACUUCAAACAUGGACAAUCGUUACAAAUCUAAUUGAUACGGUAACCAGUAUUGGAUUAGUUAAUUCACCAAACGUUAUAGGACCGAUUCAAUAUAAAUUACAUAAUACCUUUCAUGCUGUAAGUGAGAUUACUGGAAAUUAUACUGGUCAAAUCGUUCCGAUUUAUGCCAAAAAUAUUCGGCAAAUAGUUAUAACAACAAACAUACCGACAACUGAUAAUCAACCACCUAAAAAUUUGAAACUUAUCUUAAAUGGUUGCUUCAAACAAGAACAAUUACGAACAAUACCUCAAAUUGAAGAAAGAAUUUCAACAACUACAUCAGUUGUUUCGUGUCUAAAAACAAAUAUUUUAACUCGCACGAAUAUGCAACAAUUUUCAUCUCCUGCAGCUCCAUUAUCUGAUUUUUCACGUGCUUAUGCAAAUAUGCGUGGUGAAGAUUUAACAAACGCGCCAUAUAAAAUUUACAUGUUUUUUAAUAAUGUUAUUUGUGUAUCUGAUGUGCUUGUUCAAAUAACAGCUCCCGGACGAAGCACAUCGAAUGUUGCACAGAUUGAGGUUAGUUAUAAAACAAGCGAUGGCUCUGACUUAAAAUCAGCCAAUGGAAGUCCGAUUGUUUUACAAUCACCUGUCAAUAAUCCAACAGUUACAGAAAUUCCACUUCGAUGUAAUAUUCAAGGAAUUAACGUUACAAUCUUAGGAACAACUGAUCAAAAGCCACCAUCUUUCGUUCGUUUGAUUGUAGACGGUUGUUAUGGACCACUCAUUACAAUCCUGCCUCCAAGCAAUAUUUUUACGACAACACCACCAAGCUCAAUGAUUGGAAGUAGUACUGGUGUGCCAUCUUGCACAAAACCAAUUGAAAUGACUCGUUCCAAUGAUUCCUAUUUUUCAUCGAUCAUCGUCGACGGAGUAUCAUAUUUGAAGGCACCGUAUCCAACUUCAUUCGUUAUGAAAACGCCAACAAUGAAAAUUCAAUUUGCCACCUUUCAACCAGCCACUAUAACAUCAGUUUCUGUUCUCAAUCCAAAUGAAUCUCAAAUCACAAGCAUGAUUGCCGAAACUGAUUAUAAUGUUAAUAACAGCACGAAUCUGGAUGGAUUACGAGUAAAUUUUCAGCCUAACGUUGACUUCAAUACUCAUAUUAUUAUCACAUUGAAAACAACAAUGGCAAAUGCUAUUUUUCCGAAAACAAUCCAACUGGCUAUUUACGGAUGUGGCCAACCAAGCUUACCAGUAACUAAAGCACAAAU